This is a messenger RNA of Cucurbita maxima (winter squash), 745 nucleotides long. Its product is annotated as autophagy-related protein 8C-like. The record is from RefSeq and is a predicted model, not a curated record. Lineage: Eukaryota; Viridiplantae; Streptophyta; Magnoliopsida; Cucurbitales; Cucurbitaceae. The transcript has 6 exons. The coding region runs from base 165 to 536 and encodes 123 amino acids. Gene Ontology annotation, biological process: cellular response to nitrogen starvation.
UCAUCUACCAAACUCACGAGCCAUGAUCAACUACCGUCUGUGUUUAAAUUCUCCUUUCACUUGCCUUUUGCAAAUUCAUCACUGAAAUAGUGAAAUUCUAAACGCCCUUUUUUGAUCUUCAGUUGGAUUUGGCCGAGAGCAAUCGUCGCGUGAGAUUCUAAUCCAUGGCUAAAAGCUCGUUCAAACUCGGAAUUCCUUUGGAAAAGAGACAGGCUGAAGCUGCUCGCAUAAGAGAGAAGUACCCCGAUAGAGUACCUGUGAUUGUCGAGAAAGCUGGGAGGAGUAAAAUUGCUGACAUUGAUAAGAACAAAUACCUUGUCCCCGCCGAUAUAACUGUUGGACAGUUAGUUUACGUUGUUCGUAAACGGAUUAAACUUAGUUCCGAGAAAGCUAUAUUUGUAUUUGUCAAGGACACUCUACCUUCUACUGGUGCAUUAAUGUCCGCAAUUUAUGAGGAAAAUAAGGAUGAAGAUGGAUUUCUUUACUUGUCAUACAGUGGAGAAAACGUUUUUGGUGGGUUCCUUGAAGGACAAUGACAUAUUGACCUGUAAAUUCCACCUACCAAUCUAUCCACCAGCCUUCUGUUUCGUUCUAUUCUAGUGUGUUAUAAGGGUGCUGCUCAAAGAGUGCCCCAAAUGUUUUAGCUUAUUUCCUUCUUUUAGUUGAGCUGUGAAACAAUGAAAUAGCUUUUGCUAUCUUUCUAGUUGCAUAUCGAGCAGCAAUGAUAACUUUCUGAUCAAUUUAA